Molecule: messenger RNA, 2105 nt
Organism: Hypoxylon trugodes
Lineage: Eukaryota; Fungi; Ascomycota; Sordariomycetes; Xylariales; Hypoxylaceae
Product: glycoside hydrolase family 5 protein
Exons: 3
Coding region: 584-2029 (481 amino acids)
Source: RefSeq, a predicted model, not a curated record
UUAUUAAAUUGCUACACUAAUCGACUUCAGAAGCUAACUUAAGCCGGGCGUAAUAAGUUGAGGCCGUCAUGGCGCCACUGAACUAAUUUUCCGUCCCUAGCGCGCGCCAUGGAGCGUUCGGCCUAAUAGAUAGCGACAAUUCCACCGCCCACAGCACGGCUAGGGUCAGUUUUCCCCGCUGAAGUAACUGCAAUUCCCCAUGUUAUACCCCGGAUUUCUCGUAUCUCCUCACUAUUAGGUACCUACUAACGUCACCUACUAGCCCUGGUAUAGGUACUCUUAACAGCCGCUCCACUGGAAUGAAAUCUAAGAUGAGGAUGGCAACCUGGCAAUGUAAGGGACCAUACUGUUCGAUAGGGCAUAUCACCCGCUCGAAAUGGUCAAGUACACAAUUUACCGAAGCUAAAUAAGGACAAAGGCUUUUUUUUUUUUGUCUUGGCCAGCGGAAACUUGCUUUCCUACGAACGAGGUGAAGCGACCAGUCGGUUAUAAAUAUGGCCUUAGUUGCAUUAUAUAAUUACUACCCUGUCGCACCCGUGUGACCUGAUCGAUGGUGUGUUUAUUGUAACCCAAUCUCCUCAAUAUGAAGGUAUCGGUCGUGUUGUCGCUUUGCGCAACGUUGGCGUGCGCUUCGUGGAUGCCACCGGUGCCUGCGCUUGAAGGGGACUUUGAGCCGCGCUGGCAGAAGCGCAUCAGCCGCAGGCAAGAAAACUCUUCCGGGGAAUGGCCAUACGCUCCUUUUAAGACUAAGGGGAGAGAUGUUGUCAAUAACCGUGAUGAAGUGGUUACCUGGGCUGGAGUUAACUGGCCCAUGAGUGGCGAGACAAUGAUCCCCGAAGGUUUGGAGUGGAAGUCUGCCGAAGAUAUCUUGGACGACGUUGCCGGUGUGGGUUUCAAUUUCAUCCGCAUGGGUUAUGCGAUUCAAAUGGUCGAGGAAAUUUACGACCGAGGAGGCGAAGAUGUACCUCUCGAAGUUGCUCUCAUCAUGGCUCUCGGUUAUGAGAAUGGUACUAAAGUCACCAACGAAAUUAUCGCUAAGAACCCUACUUGGACUCGCGAGACGACACGCUUCGAGAUUUGGUCUGAUAUCGCGAGUAUCGCGUUGUAUAAGGGCAUAUAUAUUCAUCCCGAUGUCCAUGUCGGCAAGGCGCAAUGGUGCUGUAGCCACACCGACGGCAACGCCUGGUUUGACGACCUUAAUUUCGACACAUUGAACUGGCGGCGCGGACUCUCGCACGUCGCGACAUGGGCCAAGGAUCACCCAAACGUCGUUUCCAUGUCCUUGCGCAAUGAAUUGCGUGAGAGCUGGAACCGAACGGAUUUGUAUUACAACUGGGAGACACUCGUCGGAAAUAUGAGCGCCGGCGCUGACGCGAUACACGCCGCAAACCCGGACCUCCUAGUUACAUGGUCGGGCAUGCAAUAUGACGAAGACUUGUCCGCGCUCACAAGCGGAAAAAACAUACUCACGGCACCGUGUUACAAGUGCACGGCCGUGCGCGACGCGCGACGGCGCGAUCCGGUGGUCUUUGACCUUGCGCAGCAUCCGUGGGCGGAUAAGAUUGUCUGGGAGCUGCAUUUGUACCCUAUGAGCGAGGACGUGGACACGGGUACCUGCGAAGCGAUUGAGGCCGCGCUGUAUCGCGCUGGGUUUAAUGCGCUUGGUAUUGAUGCGCCAGUUGGGUGUAGUAUUAACAGCGGUAACAGCACUAGUGGUGGUGGUCUUGUAGAGGACUGCCCGCCGGCAACGCGCCUAACGCCGGUCAUUUUGUCCGAGUUCGGCAAUGCCCAAGACGCGACGCUGUAUAACGCCACGGUACAGAAUUGUCUUCGCGAAUAUACCGAGAAGCAUGACGUUAGUUGGAUGAUGUGGAGUUUAGCGGGUAGUUAUCGUAUAAGGUCUGGGGUCCAGGGGUUGGUUGAUACUUGGGGCUUGACGAAUGCGGAUUGGACUGGUUGGAGGGAUCCGGAUACCGUGGAGAAUUAUUGGAAGCCCUGGGUGAAGGCGAUGAAUUUGACGAAGAGUUAGAGGCAAUAAUAUAUAGGAUAUUUAUGAUACCCAUUCAUAAAUCAAGAAAUGCGAUUACUCAUUAUUGUCUAGGAUC